AUUAUCCAAAUGAGGGGGAAAUGAUUAUUACAAUUUGAUGAUCAUUUUAAAGCCUAGUAAUGACAGCAAUUCCAAUAAUAAUAAUAAACGAUAAUAAAUAUUUUUAUCUCUGCCAGGAUAUCCAUCAUUUUGUUGCUGUUGUAACUCUUUGACGAGUUCGUGACAGCCCUCCACAGUCUCAUCCUCCUCUACAAGUGCAGGAAAUCUCUUUGACAUAUUAAAAAGAAUGACAGAAGCAACGGUAAUUUUCCAGACAAUGGAACCUGCAUUUGAGUUGAUGAUCCACUCAGUGAUGCAUCUGCUAGUUGUUAAGGCAUUGUUAUACCUUUCCUAAACUAUUGAUAAAAUAUCAAUGCCAAGCUCUCUUUACUGACAGUAGGGUAAACUCCUAAUGGGCCAUGCGAACAUUUUCAUACCUGGCUGAGGUUGGAAGGAUUCCAUGGUGUCAAGGUUGACAGGGUAACCACUUUCUCUGAGCAGUAUGACAUUGCUGUACACUGCAGCUUCAAAAUCUCAAAAACUCCAUCUUGCUCUCAGACAAAAUUUGUGAGUCGUGAGUGCUUCUAGGCCAACGUGCUACACCGUUUAUAAUUUUGCAAAGGCAAUCACACGCCACCUACACAUUUAUGGAGUGAUGGCUUUUUCUGUUCACAUAUCGGUCUUCUUGUGUCCGGUGUGCCUGUAUCCUAAUGUGCCUGUCCCAACAUCAGUCACUGCAAAUAAGUGGAAAGCUGGCUCUUUUGUUAUUUUUUAAACAUUUUUUAUUUAAAAAAAAAACAACUGUUUUUAUGAUUUCUUGGAAACUUAGCAGUUUGAUUUAGCCACUGGCAGGGCCAUAACUAGGGAGUUCUGGACCCCCUGAAAAAUGAUUGAUGUGGGCCCCACCGCAAUCCACCCAUAUCAUAUAUGGUAAUAUAUGGGCAUAGAGGCCCACAUCUACAGAUUAUUUUAAAAGUGUAAUAUCGUAUCACUUUGACAGUCUAUUUACUUGUAACUUGAACAAACUGAUCAAAUAAUAUUAUUUUACUAAUCAAAUAAAAAAGUACCAGUAAUAUAAUAAAAAGCCUUUAUAAUCAGUCUGGUAUCUAACAGCUGAAGUAAACAUUCAGAAAUUGAGAAGAAUGCAGUCAAAUAAAACCAUAUAAAUGACUUAUUGUCUUAAUUUCUUUAUGAAAAUAAUAUUCUACUGCAUAAUACAUUAUUUAAAGUGCACCUAUUAUGUUUCUUCAAAUAUUACCUUUCAUGUAGUGUGUUAUGUAGCUGUUUGUGAUUGUAAAAAUUCUGCAACGUUUCAAAAAUCAAAGCGCACGGCAGAGAGUUAUUGACUCCCAAACGAAGGAACUGAUUCUGAACAGCUGAAACGAGUCGUUAGUGAUUCCAGACUUACUUCCUGUACUAACCUACGUAAGUUUGUAACAUUAAGCUACCUUCACUCGUUUCCUAAAUAGAGGAUAAAACAUCAAAGCUAUACUUAUUAGGAGCAAAUAAAAUAAUUUGUGUAAUAGAAACUUAUAGCACUCAUGCAGCGUUGAGGGUAAGCAUAACCACAAUGUGUUAUGGUUAUUUAUUUGAUUAACUACGUAUGUAUUGCACAUUGAAAAUCUGCCUACGUUUACUACAGGAAACACUGAUGAGGCCCAGAAAGCCUAACUGGUCUACAGAGCAAAAGCUCCUGUUGGUGCAGUUAGUGAAAGCCAGGAGAGAAGGUCUACUGACUGGCAGGCAUUCUUGCCGAGAGACAGCGACCAACCGGAGAUGGGCAUGGGAUGAGAUUGCAGAGGAAAUCUCCAAUGCCCACCCUGAUGUUCCCCGUACGGGAAAGGAGUGUGAGAGACACUGGUUUAUAGAGCAAGCCAAAGCCAGAGAUGCUCUGGUAACCCAAAAGUCACCUACAGAACAUAUCAAUCCAGUGACCAAACUAGUGCUGGAAAUCCUCAGACUACAGAGAAAGAACACAGAGUUUAGAGACAGGCUUGAAGAAGACAGUACAAGCUGUCAAGAAGAGGAUGAACAAAUGGAAGUGAAAUAUGUUCCAACUACAGAUACACCUUUUAUAAACAUUGAGUUGCCCCUAAAUCACACAAAUAAUAAUAAUAGUGAAGAUAAUGCUCCGGCCAGUCCCCUAUCCCCGCUGUCACCCUCUGCAGAGAAAAAGACCCUAGAGAUAUCUGUUCUUCGCCGUCAAGAACGAGUGUUACAGUUGCAGGAGGAAUACUAUUCCCUCAAAAUCAAACAUCUCAAAGCACGGAUGCUGAUGGACCUUUGAUGGGACAGUGGGGAAAAAAGACUGUUUUAUUGUUUAUUUUUUAAUUAAACACUAGGAAUUCUAGGUCUAGAUUUCAAUUGUCAUAGAUGUGGCUUCAAUUACCUGCUGAAUCAAAAGAUGAUCAUAUUGACCACAAUUCUGUUUGUAUCUGAUUAGUCUCCAGAAAAACAGAAUGAAUCCUUUGUGUUGUACACCGUAUGUGUGUGCUUCAUGAGAAAUUGUCUGGCUCCUUAUAAUCGAAUGUUCAAUAUUUGAUAUAGUAGAUUGCAAGAUAGUAAUUUAUCUUCUCAGUUAUAAUACUGUAUAUAAAAUGUGGACAUCCAGGCAAGCAUUGUAUAGACAAUGUUAUUAUCUGCUGAUCGGAGUUAUGUCUGCCUAAUAUCGCUAAUAAGUUUUUGAAUGUCAAACUGGUUUUAGAUUAACUUAUGAGCAAUAUCAGCUUAAAGGCAGGAGACAGAAAGGCUUCGGAGGUAUUUGUCAAAGAUACCUUCACAUUCCAAGGAGGAGUUUAUAGUUUGCAGGCCAAGUAUAGUCCUGCACUGACAAACUGUCUAAAAUAACAGCAUAGUGAAACAGUAGGUGUGUUCUCUGUGAGAGGCUGUCAUGCUAUUUUGUGAAAGAAUAUCCCUUUUCAGACCUGGUAUUUACAUCCAUCUCAGAAGCUGUCCACUGAGAAUGGUAACUGUUCACACCUGUUAUUUCUAUGUUUUGAAUGUGUGUUCAGUGAACACUUGUAAUUUGUUAGUCAUAGGGUUGCCAAUUCUGUCAAAAGCAACCCAACAUCACUUCAAAUCCAAACCUAAAUACACUAGCCGAUGCCAAAUGAAAACAACUUCCAAUGUUAUUUUUUUUUAAAUAAACCAUAGCAUACUGAGGGUCUAUAAAAGUUUCACUCGUAUUGCACAUCAUUCCCAUGUGGCAGCGGAUUUGACAUGAUUUGAUAAUCUAAUCAUAUUUAAUGUGUUUUCAACAGUAACAUAAAUGAAAAGAGAGGGAAGGAACUUGUGACUUGUGAAUUCAGGGAUUGGGUUUUGGGCUUGUGACCCAAAACUAAACAAGUUAGUGGGACUGUAGUCUCUUUGGUCAAAAAAAAAAAAAAAAUGUAGCAAUCAUGCCAAAUUUUGCCUCCAUGUUUUUUUUUUAAUGUCAGUUAUUUGAUAGCUAGUUAACCCCACCUUCUUUCUAAAAUGACAUGCCAAUUAGGACUGCCUGUAAUCACAUGACUUUGGAAGCUGCCUGUAGUCGCAGGAAACCAGCAUGAUGCAAAUUCGGUGUGGCACUGGCAUAAAGUGGAUUGUGCUUAUUUAUUUAUUUAUUUAUUUAUUUAUUUAUUUAUUUAUUUAUUAACAUUACAGGUCAUUCAGUAAUGAAAGCACAGGUUGGGUUGUGCUUUGUGCAAAAUAGGAGCGCAAGUAUUUUUUCCCUAUUGGACAAACAAAUUGUUUGAUUUGUUUGAUGUUUUCCUUUCAUUAUCCAUUCAUUAAUCAUCAUUAACUGCUUUAUCCCCCUGAGGGUUGUGAUGGAUCUAGAGCGUUCAGAUUUCAGGAACACUGGAAGUGAGGAGGGUAAAUACACCCUGGAUGGGAUGCCAGCCCCAUCUCAGGGCACACAUAUUCUGAGAGCCCAGAGGAAACCCAUGCUGAGAACAUGUGACACUCUGAGGUCGGGAUUGAACGGGGGACCCUGGAG
Molecule: messenger RNA, 3955 nt
Organism: Ictalurus punctatus (channel catfish)
Lineage: Eukaryota; Metazoa; Chordata; Actinopteri; Siluriformes; Ictaluridae
Exons: 3
Coding region: 1583-2266 (227 amino acids)
Source: RefSeq, a predicted model, not a curated record